AUGGCGGACAAGCCCGCGGGGGCCUCGGGAGGCGGUCUGGACGUCGACAGAUGCAUCCAGCAGCUGACGGAGUGCAAGCACCUCGCUGAGUCUGAGGUGAGGCAGCUGUGCGAGCUUGCCAAGGAAGUACUGUCCUCGGAGUCCAACGUGCAGCCGGUUCGGAGCCCGGUCACGAUCUCCGGAGACAUCCACGGCCAGGCAGCGCGGGGCCGGGCCGGACGCGCCCCCGGCAGAGGCCUGGGCAGCCGCAGCUCUCUCGGUGCAAAGGCCGCGCUGGGCGGCUCCGGCAAGAGACUGUUCCGCAUCGGCGGCUUCCCGCCGGACACGAACUACCUCUUCCUGGGGGACCCGGGCCGGGGCAAGUCCGAUCGCGAGGGCUGCCCGUGA
This is a messenger RNA of Prorocentrum cordatum, 387 nucleotides long. NCBI's taxonomy places the organism in Eukaryota, Dinophyceae, Prorocentrales, Prorocentraceae. The record is from the annotation of a GenBank genome assembly.